GGUCGGUCAAACCUGAUCCGCUUCUCGCUCCCCUUUUCCAGAUCUUCGAAUACGGGCGCCUGAGCCACUUCAUAGACGGGAAGGGCGCCUCUGGCAACUGGAUGUCCCUGGUGAACUGCGCCAGGUUCCCCGAGGAGCAGAAUUUGACGGCCAUCCAGUGCCAGGGGCAAAUCUUCUACGAGAGCUGCAAGGAAAUCCUGCCGAAGCAGGAGCUGCUGGUGUGGUACGGCGAUUGCUACGUGCAGUUCCUGGGCAUCCCCAUCAGCCUCAAGGGCAUGCCGGAGGGGAAGAGGCCCCCGCAGCACCCCGAAGAAGCCGGGGAGAGCUUUAAGUGUGAGCGCUGCGGCAAGGUUUUUGCCUACAAGUACUACCGGGACAAGCACCUCAAGUACACUCGCUGCGUGGACCAGGGGGACCGCAAAUUUCCUUGUCACCUUUGUAACCGAUCCUUUGAAAAAAGAGACAGGCUGAGGAUCCAUAUUCUCCACGUUCACGAAAAGCACAGACCUCACAAGUGCUCAGUGUGUGGGAAGAGCUUUUCUCAGUCUUCCAGCCUGAACAAACACAUGAGGGUUCACUCCGGGGAGCGCCCCUACAAAUGUGUCUACUGCAACAAGGCAUUCACGGCAUCCAGCAUCCUGCGCACUCACAUCCGCCAGCACUCGGGGGAGAAGCCCUUCAAGUGCAAGCACUGCGGCAAAGCCUUCGCCUCGCACGCAGCCCACGACAGCCACGUGCGCCGCACGCACAGCAAGGAGAAGGGCUGCACUUGCUCGGUGUGCGGUCAGCACUUCCCGGAGCAGGAGGAUUGCCACUUCCACAUGAAGAUUCACGCCACUCACUAG
This is a messenger RNA of Phaethon lepturus (White-tailed tropicbird), 845 nucleotides long. Its product is annotated as PR domain zinc finger protein 14-like. The annotation marks the transcript as partial. Gene Ontology annotation, biological process: regulation of transcription by RNA polymerase II. Lineage: Eukaryota; Metazoa; Chordata; Aves; Phaethontiformes; Phaethontidae. Gene Ontology annotation, cellular component: nucleus. Gene Ontology annotation, molecular function: protein binding; RNA polymerase II transcription regulatory region sequence-specific DNA binding. The record is from RefSeq and is a predicted model, not a curated record. The transcript has 4 exons.